AUUCAUUUCACAGAUCAAAUUCAAACACAAAACACAUCAUAGAAAAAAGCCUCAAUGGCACAACAAGAAACGUUUCUGUUCCUCAUUUUUCUUCUUGUUUUUGCCACUUUGUUCAGCCAACACCCCCUUAUUCUUCUUCUGGCACUACCCGAAGAAACGCCACAGCCCGAAAAACCAACAUCCCACAUCACAAUUCAAGGCUCUGUGUUCUGUGAUCCAUGCCAUAACCACACAUUUUCGCGGCACAGCUUCUUCUUGCCCGGCGUAGGAAUCCACAUUCGAUGCAAACUGAGGGCGAAUUCGCCCGGAACCAACGAAGACAUCGAGUUCAUAGUCAACAGGACUACAAACAGAUACGGAAUUUACAGGCUGGAUAUACAAAAUGUGGAAGGAAUUGACUGCAUUAAUCAGCCUAAAGACAUUCAACUGUCCUGUGAAGCAAGCUUGAAGAGAGAAAAUUCAUCACUUUCAUCAUCAUCAUCGAAAUCAUCGCUUCUGAAAUGCAACAUUCCAGGGCUAACCAACUCAACCAACAAGAUGUACCUCAGAUCGAAACGAAACAACCAAUGCAUAUACAGCAUGAGUCCAUUGAGUUACAAACCGGUAGCAAGGAAUGCAACCAUAUGUGACCAUCCAGGAAUUGACUUCAACUCAUCCAAGACCUUCUUCCCAUUUUUCCCACCAUAUUACACCUUUCCAUGGCCGCAAUUGCCACCGUUGCCGCCGUUACCAUCGCUUCCCCCGUUGCCUUCAUUGCCACCAUUACCUCCUCUGACAUCAUGGCCUUGGCCUUUUCCUCUCCCUCCAUCUCCUCCCUCAUUCAAUUUCCCUCCCUUACCAAACUUGGUGCCUCCCACCCCCCCUGCAUCAUUCAACAAUCCAGGAGAUCCUCGAAAUUGGAUACCCCAUUUUCCUCCAUCCCCUCCUACGGAUUCUCAAGAAGAACACCCAUGAAAAACACAGAUAUUCAAGCCUCAACUUAAUUAGGCCAAUGUCGACGUUUUACAUACAAUAAAGGUUGAUUUCAAGGGAUGGACAUCAGGAGUUCAGGACGUGUUGUAUACUUCUGUAUCAGUUUCUAUUACAACAAAGUAUUAGUACUAUUAGAUUCUAAGUGUGUACGUUGCACGACGUGUGUAUCUCGCGACAAUCGUUUUGUUCCUAAUUUAUUCACAGUUGUAAAUGUAUCUUAUAUGAUUAUACAUUAUCGUGAAAUAUGUUUUUGUUGGUGAACAAAAUUCC
Messenger RNA from Oldenlandia corymbosa var. corymbosa, 1242 nucleotides. Lineage: Eukaryota; Viridiplantae; Streptophyta; Magnoliopsida; Gentianales; Rubiaceae. The record is from the annotation of a GenBank genome assembly.